Penicillium odoratum is the source of this 1101-nucleotide messenger RNA. RefSeq lists its product as uncharacterized. The coding region runs from base 1 to 1101 and encodes 366 amino acids. Lineage: Eukaryota; Fungi; Ascomycota; Eurotiomycetes; Eurotiales; Aspergillaceae. The record is from RefSeq and is a predicted model, not a curated record. The transcript is spliced from 2 exons.
AUGGACAAUCUGGCUGAAAGCCUAGGAAGUACUUCCUUGAAUGAUCCACCUGACCUGGAACAGCUACUCUUCAAACCUCAAGCAGAUAGCGGAUUCCCACAAACAGCCCUAGACAACAUUCCCCGGUACCUCUUUCGCGUCGUCUCCCCCCUUUCCGCCGGCGAAACAAACGAGAAAUGGGUCUUCUCGGAGGCGGCCUACUGCGACGAUGGUUCAUCCAAAGAAGACAUAUUCGAUUACUUGGAUAACGAAAAACGAACAACAAUAGCCCGGACACUCAACUUGCAUUUUAGAUGGUGGCCAAAGCGCGAAUUAGAGGAUAAUUUCGUAUCAUGGACCAGCUCACUCCUCGACGCAAUUCAGUUCAUCUACUACCGACAUCUGAGCCCAAGAGACAAAUCAGAACUAGAUGAUAUCAAUCUGUUCAUCAUUGACACCACAUUAUUCCCUAGAGGCACAUUUCUUCGUGACCUGGAUCUAAUCGAUACGUUCUGUGAUUACGAUACCCAUGAGCCUACGAAGAAUUUGGAAGAUGUGAGAUGUAUGCGCGGCGACAAUUAUUUCGGAGAAUACCUUUCCCAAGGCGAACUUAAGAUCGAGGGAAAGUGCGAGAUAAUUUCUGCUGAAUCUCUCUUUCAGCGUGAUCGACUACGUCGGGUGCAGCCUCAUUUCCUUGAAUUCCAUGAACUGCCCACGCGCAACGGAAAGCCUAUAUGGGCUAUUGAAGUCAUUCGCCUUCGUGAGGCUAUAUGGACAUAUGCAGAUGCACCAGUAUCUUCAGAAGAUAUGAUUGAUCGUUUAGACGCCGUUAACGAGAUUAUACAAGAUCUCAAGCCUGGCUGGAGAUUCCCUCUUGCAGUAUAUUUCACAGCCCUGAUUGGCGCAGAAUCGACAAUGGAAGAUAAAAGGACUGGAAUCGAUAAUGUCUUCUUAAGGCAUUUCAGAUCUGUUUUUUCUACGGCCGUCUUACUGAAAAAUCUAGACGACCUCCCUUUCGAUUUCAAUGUUGUUGCACCGGAGUCAAUGCCGGAAAUGACGCAGGUCGAACAACUUCUUCGUGAAAUAUAUAAGUUCUACUUGUUGGAACAGGCGUUAGGUUAG